Messenger RNA from Racocetra persica, 125 nucleotides. Lineage: Eukaryota; Fungi; Glomeromycota; Glomeromycetes; Diversisporales; Gigasporaceae. The record is from the annotation of a GenBank genome assembly.
GAGCAAAAAUAGGAAAACAAGUGCCUUCAAAUACAUUGUGCGAUAUGCCUGGAAGCUUUAAACUUUCAAAUGACAGACAUCACAUGUGCGAACAAUGGAACGACAUGGUUUUCGGACAAAAAUGA